Penicillium daleae is the source of this 840-nucleotide messenger RNA. RefSeq lists its product as uncharacterized. Bases 1 to 840 code for a protein of 279 amino acids. NCBI's taxonomy places the organism in Eukaryota, Fungi, Ascomycota, Eurotiomycetes, Eurotiales, Aspergillaceae. The record is from RefSeq and is a predicted model, not a curated record. The transcript has a single exon.
AUGAUGACGACAAACCCCCCAAGAUAUUUCUCGCCUAAGCGCAAACGAGAACCUUCCGAGUCGGACUAUUAUAGCCCAUCCGCAUCGCCAACUUCGACGGUCUCUGUCGCUAGUCUACAAGAAGCCCUGAUUCGCGAGGAGACUGAGCCGGGGAGGUAUAGCCCUCGGGCAGCGGUGGCGGGACGUUUCAAAGAUUUGGCCAUUCGUGGAGAGCGUCUUCCAGAACGUGGAGGUUCAAAUCGCGACCUCCAGCAACCAUACACGCUACAGCCGGAACAGGCAACAUGUAUCGCCAAAAGCCACGACCGAGGCUCUAUGGGCAUGGCUGAACCCUUGCAAGCUCAUGCCCACGAGCUGGGAAGCCACCGCAUCGGUUCAGAUUCGGCAACGGCAACACAUCACAUCUCAGACAAUGCCCUUGUCACACCUGCUUCUACGCCCUCAAAAAAGAGGUCAGAUCCAUCUUCACAACAAAAAAGUGAUCUCGCAUCGCCUUCCAAAGGUCGCAAGCAGCGAUCAUCCCCUCCACCCUCAGAUGUUCCUCUGGAUGAUCCGUUCACAUGGCAUGACCACGAAAUUACCGGACAUAACCCGACCGAUCCAACAGAUGAUGGCUAUGGAAUCAACGGUGUGGGAUUUAAGCCAACAGCAGCCAUUGCGUGGGCUCGGUCUCAGAAACGACAACGCCAAGUUGCCGAAUGGAAGUCCCGGGAGGCACGAGAAGCUCGUGAGAAGCGACGAGCCAAGAGGAAUGACAGCUCUGACAUGGACAAGCUUCACAGCAUACAAGAAGGUGCUAUCCAGAAACGAGUCAAGUUCGAUGUACAAGACAGACAGUGA